Molecule: messenger RNA, 1050 nt
Organism: Heteronotia binoei (common prickly gecko)
Lineage: Eukaryota; Metazoa; Chordata; Lepidosauria; Squamata; Gekkonidae
Product: calcium-binding protein 39-like
Biological process (GO): intracellular signal transduction
Molecular function (GO): protein serine/threonine kinase activator activity
Source: RefSeq, a predicted model, not a curated record
AUGCCGGACUUAUUGCCAUUAAACCCUGCUGAGAUUGUGAAAGCUCUGAAAGAAAACUUGGCCAUAUUGGAAAAGCAGGAUAAAAAACCAGACAAGGCAUCAGAAGAAGUUUCCAAAUCGCUCCAAGCAAUGAAGGAGAUUCUUUGCAGGACCGCUGACAAGGAACCCCAAAUGGAGGUUGUGGCUCAGUUAGCUCAAGAGUUGUACAACAGCGGCCUGCUGGUCUGCCUCAUAGCCAACUUGCAGCUGAUCAACUUUGAGGGCAAAAAGGAUGUCUCCCAAAUAUUCAACAACAUCUUAAGAAGACAGAUUGGAACUCGGAGUCCCACAGUGGAAUAUGUUAGUGCCCAUCCACAUAUCCUGUUCAUGCUGCUCAAAGGGUAUGAAACACCUCAGAUCGCCUUACGUUGUGGAAUUAUGUUGAGAGAAUGCGUUCGGCAUGAGCCUUUGGCCAAAAUCGUCCUCUUCUCAGAUCAGUUCAGAGAUUUUUUCCAAUACGUGGGAAUCAUAGCUUCUGAUGCUUUUGCUACUUUUAAGGACCUGCUCACAAGACACAAAGUGCUGGUAGCAGAAUUAUUAGAACAAAAUUAUGACAUGUUCUUCGAGGAUUAUGAAAAGCUGCUUCAUUCUGAGAAUUACGUGACGAAGAGACAGUCUCUAAAGCUGCUGGGUGAGCUGAUCCUGGACCGGCACAACUUUGCCAUCAUGACCAAGUACAUCAGCAGACCGGAGAACCUGAAGCUGAUGAUGAACCUGCUGCGUGGCAAAAGCCCCAACAUCCAGUUCGAGGCCUUCCACGUCUUCAAGGUCUUUGUGGCCAGCCCAAACAAGUCACCCGCCAUUGUGGACAUCCUGUUGAAAAACCAGCCCAAGCUCAUCGAGUUCCUGAGCAACUUCCAGCCGGAGAGGGCAGACGACGAACAGUUCACGGAUGAGAAGAACUAUCUGAUCAAGCAGAUCCGAGAUCUGAAAAAACCAGCACCCUGAAGGUCUCCCUUUCUAGUCUUCUACCAGAAGCCUUGAUCUCGUUCUGACUAUUUUGGGAUGGGG